Messenger RNA from Poecilia latipinna (sailfin molly), 3806 nucleotides. Its product is annotated as lactase-phlorizin hydrolase-like. The record is from RefSeq and is a predicted model, not a curated record. The coding region runs from base 57 to 3560 and encodes 1167 amino acids. Gene Ontology annotation, biological process: carbohydrate metabolic process. The transcript has 10 exons. Gene Ontology annotation, molecular function: lactase activity. NCBI's taxonomy places the organism in Eukaryota, Metazoa, Chordata, Actinopteri, Cyprinodontiformes, Poeciliidae.
UCCAGGCUAAAGUGGACCCCUCAUGGCCUGCUACAGCAUCAGACUGGAUCUACUCCAUGCCGGAGGGGCUACGGUCUCUUCUGAACCACAUUAAAACAAAAUAUCUAGCAGUUAACAAUCUGCCCAUUUACAUAACUGGGAAUGGCAUGCCAACAAAUGACAGUGGAGACACCCUGAAUGAUGUUAGCAGAAUAGAGUACAUGAGGGGUUACAUCAGUGAGGCCCUAAAAGCCAUUGAAAUCGAUAAAGUGGAUGUGCAGCGAUUCACAGUGCAAUCACUUAUGGAUGGAUUUGAGGGAAAUAAAGGGUACAGUGAAAGAUUUGGACUACAUCAUGUAAAUUUUGAAGAUGGAAACAGACCAAGAACACCAAAACAAUCAGCAUAUUUCUUUGCUCAGAUCAUCGAGCAAAAUGGUUUUGUUUCACGCAAACAAGAUCAUUUUGAAGGUGUGAAAAUAUCACCACCUCGCCGCUCCACCCCACUGCCACCCUCAGAGGUCCCAUCGGCAUCAAAGGCUGUCUGGGAAAAAUUUACGCCACAGAAAAAGUUUGACAGACAAAUGUAUCACUAUGGCAAUUUCUCACAAGACUUCUUAUGGGGCGUCUCAUCUUCAGCUUACCAGAUUGAGGGUGGAUGGAAUGCGGAGGGGAAAGGACCCAGUGUAUGGGAUACAUUCACUCAGACCCCAGGUAGUGGUGUUCCUGAUAAUGUGACUGGAGACAUUGCCUGUGACAGUUACAAUAAACUUAAAGAAGACCUUUACAUGCUGCAAGCCUUGAAAGUGAAGUCAUAUAGAUUUUCUCUGUCAUGGUCUAGAAUCUUUCCCAAUGGUAGACGUGAAUCCCUGAACCAAAAGGGUGUUGAUUAUUACAACAGACUUAUUAAUGGCCUCUUGGCCAGAAAAAUCACCCCAAUGGUCACAAUUUAUCACUGGGACCUCCCGCAAGCUCUACAAGACAUUGGUGGCUGGCAGAAUGUGCAGAUGAUUGACAUUUUUAAUGAUUAUUGUGACUUCUGCUUUGCCACCUUUGGUGACAGAGUAAAAUUCUGGAUGACCAUGAAUGACCCUCAAGGACUUGCAUGGCUAGGAUAUGGAACUGGACAAAUCCCUCCAAACAUGGAGGAGCCAGGAACAGCACCAUACGAAGUUGCACAUAACUUAAUAAAAGCUCAUGCUACAGCAUAUCACACAUACGAUAAGACAUACCGCGCUUCUCAAGGAGGUAUGGUUUCCAUUGCCCUCAAUGCUGAAUGGGUUGAACCUAAAGACAUCAAUGUCCCUCGUGAUCUUGUUGCUGCUGACCGUGCAAUGCAGUUCCAUCUGGGCUGGUUUGCCCACCCAAUCUUCAAGAAUGGGGACUAUCCAGAGGCCCUGAAAGCCCAAGUUUUGGUCAAAAGUGAACUCCAAGGUCUUAAAACAUCAAGACUCCCAUCUUUCACAGAGGAGGAAAAGAACUUGAUCAAAGGAACUGCUGAUAUGUUCUGUGUGAAUCACUACACUUCUAGAAUAGUAACCCAUGUUACAGGUGCAAUUUUGCCACCAUCCUAUCAAAAUGACAGAGACUAUACAGAAGAAGAGAUGACUGAUCAACCAACAACAGCAAUUGAAUUCACAAGAGCUGUAUCAUUUGGCAUGAGAAGGCUCCUCAACUGGAUCAAGGAAGAAUAUGGAGAUCCAGAUAUUUACAUUACUGAAAAUUCAGUUUCUACUCCUAUGGAAUAUGCGUAUGAUGAUAUUGACAGAGUAUUUCUUUACAAAACCUAUAUUGAUGAGGCUCUUAAAGCAUAUGAACUUGAUGGUGUCAAGGUGAAAGGCUAUGCAACAUAUCUCAUGGAUUCUUUUCAGUUCUUCCAUGGGUACCAGUUAGGGUUUGGUCUCCACUACAUAGAUUUCAAUAACAUACACCGACCAAGAAUACCUAAGUUUUCGGCACAUCUCUACUACAAUAUUAUGAAGGAUAAUGGCUUUUCAUUACCAGAUGAUGAAAAGAUGUUAUAUGGAGAAUUCAAAAAGGAUUUCAUUUGGAGUAGUGCAACAGCAUCAUACCAGAUUGAAGGGGCAUGGAGACAAGGUGGAAAAGGUCUCAGCAUCUGGGACAAGUUUACACACACUCCUGGAAAUAUACUUCAGCAUGACACUGGGGACAUUGCUUGUAACAGUUACAAUAAGAUGGAAGAUGACAUUGCUGCACUGAAGAAAGUCAAGGUGUCUCACUAUCGCUUCUCCGUGUCCUGGCCAAGGAUCCUGCCUGACGGUACUACCAAAUACAUCAAUCAGGCUGGUCUAAAUUACUACAAGAAACUGCUGGACUCCCUUAUUGCUGCAAACAUUCAACCUCAAGUCACUUUGUACCACUGGGAUCUCCCACAAGCUCUACAGGACGUUGGAGGUUGGGAAAAUGAGACCAUUAUUGAACGAUUCAGGGAUUAUGCAGAUGUUCUCUUUGAGAAUCUUGGUCCCAAAGUGCAACUUUGGAUCACUUUCAAUGAGCCCUUCAUAAUAGCAAUAUUAGGCCAUGUCCAAGGCACACAUGCCCCAGGUUUCAGUGACCGACCAGAUACUCUUCCUUACAUUGUAAGUCACAACAUAAUCAAAGCCCAUGCAGAAGCCUGGCAUGUCUACAAUGACAAAUACAGAGCCUCACAAAAUGGAAUGGUCUCCAUCACUGUAAAUGCGGACUGGGCAGAACCCAGAAACCCCUACAAGCAAGAGGAUUAUGAAGCUGCACGAAGUGUGGUUGAGUUUUAUCUUGGCUGGUAUGCGCAUCCCAUUUUUAAUGGUGACUACAGCCCUCUAAUGAAGAGAUCUGUUCUAGAGCAAAGUCUUGCAGGUGGUUUGACAAAAUCCAGGCUUCCUGAGUUUACUCCUGACGAAAUUAAGAGAAUUAAUGGCACAUAUGAUUAUUUUGGAUUAAACCAUUACUGCAGUGUCUUGGCAUUCCCUGUAGACUUUGGGGAAAUUCAGCACUUUGAGGCAGACAGGGGCGUGGUACUUCUUAGAGAUCGUACCUGGUUGGAGUCAGGUUCACACUGGCUGACAAUGACCCCAUUUGGUCUCCGAAGAUUGCUGAAAUUUAUUAAGCAUGAGUUCGGAAAUCCUCCAAUAAUCAUCACUGAGAACGGUGUCUCUGAAAACGGACCAGUUGAUCUCAAUGACGUUCACAGGAAAUACUUCUAUGAAAAGUACAUCAACCAAGUGCUGAAAGCUUAUUUGCUUGAUGACGUGAAUGUCAUUGGCUACACUGCUUGGUCUCUGCUGGACAACCUGGAAUGGGCUGUUGGCUAUACAGAGAGAUUUGGACUUUUCUAUGUCAAUCGCUCAGACCCUGAUCUCCCUCGAACCCCCAAAGCUUCUGUGUCCUUUUACUCCUCCAUCAUCAGCUGCAACGGGUUUCCCGACCCAACAACUGGACCUCAUGAGUGUUGGAACUCUACCCCUACAGCUAUCCCUACCUCUGCUCCUACCACUACAUCUACCACUGAAUCUACCACUACAUCUACCACUGAAUCUACCACUGAAUCUACCACAACUCCUAAACCUGAAGGUAAGGUGAUCUGAUUCCAGAUCAGAUCAAAAUGCUCUUAAAUAAAAAUGCAAAGUUGGACAUGUGAUUGAUAUCAACUUUACUGAUCAAAAUAACCCCAACAAUAGGUUUGGGAAAAUUUACUAGCACAAGCUAGAUUAUCUGGAAGCCUCUGUAUUUGUUUCAGAAUGCAACGUUGCAAAGUUUAGAAAUAUUUCACUGUUAAAGGUCUGUUGAAGGUUAUUAAUUAAAAUAUGUAUUUAUCUUUUCCUGCAGUAACU